AUGUCUAAUCAACAUUUUAUGUACGUUUCUAUAGAUUCUGUAUACAAAUUCCGUAUAUUUAAUAAGCAAUUCGUUUUUGAACAUUUUUUAAAAAAGCUAAUGUAUACGAAUGUAUACGGAAAAAUUAAUCAUGCAGAAUGUAUACGGAAUUUUUAAACUUAAUAUUUUUAGAAGAUAAUUUUACAAAAAUCCCGUAUCAUAACACGAGAUCACGUGAUUGUUUAUAUGAUACCGUUUUUUGUAAUUUGUUUUUUAUAUAAACCCUUACUUUGAUGAAUUUGAUCUUCCUUUCUGUCUUUCCUUUCUCUUUUCUCGUCUUAUUUUUGUUAUUUUUUCUAAAUUUUUCUUCUUUCUUCGUUACCCCCUUUUAAAAAAAAUUUUUUUUUCGU
This is a messenger RNA of Rhizophagus irregularis DAOM 181602=DAOM 197198, 389 nucleotides long. NCBI's taxonomy places the organism in Eukaryota, Fungi, Glomeromycota, Glomeromycetes, Glomerales, Glomeraceae. The record is from RefSeq and is a predicted model, not a curated record.